Panicum hallii is the source of this 2736-nucleotide messenger RNA. RefSeq lists its product as uncharacterized. The coding region runs from base 427 to 2736 and encodes 769 amino acids. The record is from RefSeq and is a predicted model, not a curated record. NCBI's taxonomy places the organism in Eukaryota, Viridiplantae, Streptophyta, Magnoliopsida, Poales, Poaceae. The transcript has 7 exons.
UUCGCGACAGAGGUUACUGCUGCUUCAACCCCCAACGCCCUCUCUCUGCUCGGCCACCCAAUGUGCUCUUCCUGUCAAGUUCGAUUAGGGAGAUAUGCUACUUUGCUGUUGUUUAGAGUCAAUGCACAUAGAAUUAUUCUCCUGGAAUUACCUGCAUUAGUUGAGCAUGCCUUAGUAGUUCAUUUUUAUUUGAUGGACUGUGGUUUUGAUGGAUGAUUGUUGAUGGCCACAUUCAGUCAGCCAUGGAAUUGUUUGAAGCUUAUUUACAGUGUACAUUGUUUUUUGCUGUGAUAAUCAUACUAAGUGAUUGCUUUAUCCUCUUGUUGCAUGUACACAUGGAACCCACAAUUCAUUGGAUCUGAAGUUGGACAAGGAAGCAGUUGAAGGAACUUGCUUCAUACAUAAGCAUUGCUCCACCCUGUCAAAAUGUCUCCCACACCAACAAACUCCUGUAGUGACAGUAGUGCAUCAUCACAGCGCAACGACGGUGAACGUUCUUCACAGGCUCACUCAGCGCAGACUGCUGCGAGUAGUACUCGAACCCGCGGGUCAAGGACACAAACCAAAUGGCCAGAAGACAAGUUGACUGCAACUGGACUUGAUGAAAAAUUUUGGCCUACCCCAGAUGCUGCAAGGGAAAGAUUUGUAUUGGUCUGUGGCCUCAUUGCUCGGGAGAGGGUGUCAAUCAACAGGAAGCUUGAGGAUCUGUCACCAGUUGAGAAGGAACAGCUAUUCGAAGCAUUGCUGGAAAAGCUAGAGUACCCAGCCAAUCUGGAACCAACUGUUCGCAACAAGGCAAUUAAGGCAGCUAUGUCAGAGAUUGCAACCUUGCAACGGCGGUUCAAGGCCCAUUUAAGAAGAAAUUAUGUGAGGCAGGAGGAGUCUCCCUUUGAGAAGCAUGGCUUUUUGAAGCCAGAAGACUGGGAGGUGUUUGUGCAGGAAACCAAUUCUCCUUUUUUUCAGCGAGUGAGCCAGGAGAUGAAAGAUAAGAGAGCAUUGCAUAAUAAGCCACACAAGACGGGAAGAAAAGGUUAUCAUGGUAAAAGGAAAGAGUGGGAGGAGGAGGAUGCAAAGCUAGCUAGAGAAGGAAAAGAGAACCCUUGGGACCAAUUUCCUGGACGUUCGAGGUCAUAUCUGCGGGCAAGGGCGGCGAAGAGGAUGACCACUAGUGAAGGCACUAGUGAAGGAAGCGGGGACAUAACAUUCAGUAACCCUGCGGUGGUGGGGCUAGCAAAUAAGGUGAAAGACCUUGCAUCUAAGGCUAGUGAUGGUUCUUUCACUGGGGUUAGGGAGAAUGAUAUCCUCACCGCGGCACUUGAGAAUCCAGAGCAUCGAGGUCGGGUCCGAGGCGUGUCUAGUUCAGUUGGCUGGGGUAAAGGGUUUGGUGAAGAGUUUGCUGGAAUGUACAGGAAGAAGAGGAAGAAGACGAAGGAGAGGUCUGAUGCGGAGAAGGAAAAGAUAGUUGGUGAAACAGCCAUCAGAGUAAUCAACAUGCUAAGACAAGCAGGCGUGGUUAUACCGGAUGCUUUGUGUCCUACCCAACCAACACACACCGGUAGCAGCGAGCAAGAAGAUGCGAGUGUCAGUGCGGAAGAAGAUGUGCGUGGCAGCGGGGAAGACCAUGGGCCAUUCAACGAGAACGAAGCUGACAGUCGAUCAUCUAUGCUGGACACAAUAGAUAAGCUGACAGAGCCAACCAAGUGCAGCCUUUUGGAUGGCACCGGGCAUAACUUGGAGCUCGCAGUAGCCACUGUCUAUCCAUAUCAAGAGACUUGCCAUUGUGUACCGGUGCAGGAAGGGUAUGCAGUGGUGCAACCUACUUAUGUGUGGUCCAAUACGAGUCACUUCCGUCUGCCUGUGCCAGUAGGGGGGGAUGAGAUAACAACCUUAGGUGAGGCUCUCGGUACAAGGAUCCAAUGGUCAAAGCAUAGGAUCCUUAUACCACCCAGGACGAGACAGCCCAACUCUGGAACCGCAUCAGGUAGCAGGGGUACAGCAUCAGAUGCAGAAGCGGAUUUAGAUGCUGCUGGACCAAAUUGUGCCAGGUUGCAUGCUUACGUCAUGGAAAACAGUAAGGAUAAACUUGGCUUUCCAGCAAAGGUGCCUCAAGCCUACUUUGAAGGUGAUGGUGAUUUAAUGUUAAACAUUGCAUUCGAUGACGUGUACGACCUUAUAACCCUAGGUGCUCUGGAUGUUAGCUUCUUGAGGUUGUGGACAUUGAAAAUGAUGCAGAAUGCAGCAGAGAUGCAGUGCAGUGUUGCGUUUUUGGACCCACAGGUUUUCACCGCCACAGUGAUUUCUCACCAGCCUAGCACUGUAACACAAGCAAUUAAAAAUGCUAUGAAGAACGACUAUGUGGUGGGUGCCUACAACACCGGUGGCCACUGGGUAACAGUGAUCAUCUCUAUGAAGUACAAAGAGGUUUGGGCCUUUGAUGCGCGCAUGGAAGAAAUGAUGAAAGCAAAUAAGAAAAGGCCAAAAACCAAACCUAAACUCACGCACAGGAUAGAUGUUAAAUGCGCUCAACAGCCAUCGGGGACCUUUUUAUGUGGAUUCUAUGUGGCAUUCAAUAUGCUAAAACUAGUCGGUGACAUACCUAUAAUGAAAAAGGCUGCUGAUUUCAACGCUGCCCUAACAGUUUCUAUAGAAGAUCUAAAGCCGGUCCGGGAGAUGCUGUGCGAGUUCAUUCUUAAGGAGACCCUCGACCCAAAGGGCAACUUCUAUAGCGCCUUCUAA